Molecule: messenger RNA, 8698 nt
Organism: Bactrocera dorsalis (oriental fruit fly)
Lineage: Eukaryota; Metazoa; Arthropoda; Insecta; Diptera; Tephritidae
Gene: Abl
Product: tyrosine-protein kinase Abl
Exons: 8
Coding region: 486-5750 (1754 amino acids)
Biological process (GO): protein phosphorylation
Molecular function (GO): non-membrane spanning protein tyrosine kinase activity; ATP binding; protein binding
Source: RefSeq, a predicted model, not a curated record
UACCAAAAAGCGCUCAUUUUCUAUCGCCUCUUCUUCGCCUACCGUCAUUCGUCAAUUAACGCCACGUCACAGCUCGUCAUUUAUCAGAAAUCUUCUUCAUAUUCACCACUUCUUGCCUCACGCAAAAAGCUUUGGUUAACCUCCUUUCCUUAGCGGAAAAAAUAAGAAAAAAUAACUAAAAUUAUUAUACCCAUACAUACUAACAAAGAGUGUGCAUAAGUAUUCGUAUAUAUCAUAAUUUAGUGGCGCAAUCCUCUCGCUUCAUUAGCACUGACUUUAUUGUAAAUAAUUAAAGGCGCGUUGUCAUCAUCAAAAUCGCACUUUUCACUUCAUCAUUCCCCCGGCGGCAAUGUGGUACGGUUGUACGCAAUUUAUUGUUGUUGUUUUAAUGCAAAAAAGUACUGAAGAAUUUUAACAUAUUAAUCUGUUUUCUGCUUUAACAAAAUAUUCUUCUUUUAUUUACUUAUUCUCCCAUUAUAGGUCCAAUGCACAGAGUCCAACAACAGCAACUCCGUGAUGCGGCUAAAUAUCAAAUACAUUUAGAAGCACUGCGGCAAUCUCGACCGCUGCCACACAUUCCGGCCGGCACGACAAUGUUGCCUGACGCCGAUUUGCAAUGCCAAGAUGGCGUCUCGCUACACACACAAAGUCACAGCCAAGGUCACAAUUCCGCCACAUCCGGCUUCGAGUCGGCGCACCGCUGGACAUCCAAAGAGAAUCUGCUCGCACCCGGUCCCGAAGAGGACGAUCCACAGCUGUUCGUAGCUUUGUAUGAUUUUCAAGCCGGUGGGGAGAAUCAAUUGAGUCUGAAGAAAGGUGAACAGGUGCGUAUAUUGUCUUACAACAAAUCGGGCGAAUGGUGUGAAGCACACUCGGACUCCGGCAAUGUCGGUUGGGUGCCAUCGAACUACGUGACGCCGCUCAACUCGCUGGAGAAGCACUCUUGGUAUCAUGGUCCCAUAUCGCGCAAUGCCGCCGAAUACUUACUGAGCUCGGGCAUCAAUGGCAGCUUUUUAGUGCGCGAAAGUGAAAGUUCGCCGGGGCAGCGCAGCAUCAGUUUAAGAUACGAAGGUCGUGUGUACCAUUACCGCAUUUCCGAGGACCCGGAUGGUAAAGUUUUUGUAACAGCGGAAGCCAAAUUUAAUACACUCGCCGAACUUGUGCAUCAUCAUAGUGUACAACACGAAGGGCACGGGUUGAUUACGCCAUUACUAUACCCAGCGCCCAAACAAAAUAAACCGACCGUUUUCCCACUCAGUCCCGAACCGGACGAGUGGGAAAUCUGCCGUACGGACAUUGUGAUGAAGCAUAAGUUGGGCGGCGGCCAGUACGGUGAGGUGUACGAGGCCGUUUGGAAGCGUUACGGCAACACAGUGGCCGUGAAGACGCUAAAGGAGGACACAAUGGCACUCAAGGACUUUCUCGAAGAGGCGGCUAUAAUGAAAGAAAUGAAGCAUCCAAACCUUGUGCAACUAAUUGGUGUUUGCACGCGUGAACCGCCCUUCUACAUCAUUACCGAAUUCAUGUCGCAUGGCAACCUUUUGGAUUUCCUGCGUUCGCCUGCCCGCGAAACACUUGACGCUGUGGCACUGCUUUAUAUGGCCACACAGAUUGCCUCCGGUAUGAGUUAUUUGGAGUCGCGCAAUUACAUUCAUCGCGAUUUGGCCGCACGCAACUGUCUAGUGGGCGAUAACAAACUCGUGAAAGUGGCCGAUUUCGGCUUGGCGCGGCUUAUGCGCGAUGACACGUACACAGCGCAUGCUGGCGCCAAAUUUCCCAUCAAGUGGACCGCCCCAGAGGGUUUGGCGUACAAUAAGUUCAGCACGAAGUCGGAUGUUUGGGCAUUCGGCGUUUUGUUGUGGGAGAUCGCCACAUAUGGCGCUUCACCGUAUCCCAAUAUUGAUCUCACCGAUGUAUUUCAUAAGCUUGAGAAGGGCUAUCGCAUGGAGAGGCCGCCGGGUUGCCCACCGGAAGUGUACGAUUUGAUGCGUCAGUGUUGGCAUUGGAAUGCGGCGGAUCGGCCGACAUUCAAGAGUAUACAUCAUGCAUUGGAGCAUAUGUUUCAGGAAUCAUCGAUUACCGAGGCGGUCGCAAAACAAUUGAAUGCCACAACGAUGACGCAGAGUCUAACGCCGCAAAUGGGCAAAAAGGGCAUACCAGCGAGUGGCGGCGGCGGCGGUGGUGGUGGCAGCAGCAGUGGCGGCGGUUUAACACCGAGCGGCGGCCUACUGGAACAACCCGUCGGAACGCCAAUGUCGGAAACCGGCUCAACUUCCACCAAAUUAAGUACAUUCUCCAGCCAAGGUAAAGGCAAUGUGCAAAUGCGCCGCACCACCAACAAACAGGGCAAGCAGGCUCCCGCGCCACCGAAACGUACGAGUUUACUUUCGACCAGCCGUGAUUCUACUUAUCGUGAGGACGACUCACGUAAUCUCAUAGAUGAACACAACACAAAUGGUAGUAGCAUCUUUUUCAACCUACAGCAACAACUACAAAAACAGCUGCAAAAGCAAACUCCAAUACAACCACAACCAUAUAAUGUUGUAUCAACCACAACCACAACCCCAAACAAUAACACUAAUAAUAAACGUUGCAAAACGAAUUCUUAUACUUUGUGUACUACACCACCUCCUCCCCAAUAUUCUAUAAAGAAAUCAUCCUCUUGCAGUAGUUUCCUAAUCGAUAUACUUUUUCGAGGUAUUUCACACCUGAGUCUCACACGCGAUAUUAAUAGUCUGACACAACGUUAUGAUUCCGAAAAUGACAAUACAACAGGUGAUCCCGACACUGAUGCAACCGGUGAUAGCUUGGAAUGUCAAAAUAUACCCACCAGCCAAAGUAAGGUGCAGCACUCGCUCCACAGCGGCGGCAUCGGUCCACGCUCGGCUCAACAGCAUAGCUCAUUCAAGCGACCAACGCCCGUCAUGGGCAAUCGCGGUCUCGAAACACGUCAAAGCAAACGAUCUCAACAUCAACAACAACAUCAUGCGCCACGGGACAAUAGCGCAGGCGGUUGUACGUCACAUCACGUGACCGUCGGUGCAUUGGAGGUGAAUAAUGUGAAGUGCGUAGUCAAUCGCUAUGGCACUUUGCCGAAAGUGCAACGUAUCGGCGCAUAUCUGAAUAGUCUGGAGGAUCCGCAUACGCUACCACAGCACAGCAUCGCCACUCACCUGUCAACAGUGGCGCCGGUUGCCACUACAAAUGGUCAUGGCGGGCAUACAGCAGCCAUACGUCAACAACUACCACCGGCUCACGUGAUGCCGUUGCCGCCACCAAUGAAGUCCGUCGCGAAUGUCACACCCACUGGGAAUUGUGGCAAUAUACCGACGCCACCACAGCAAAUGAUACGUAGCAAUUCGUCGAGUGGUGUCACCAUGCAGAACAGCGCUUCAGCGAGUUUGAAUAAACUACAGCGUCAUCGUACAGCUGCUGAUGGCACCAUGAUGACGUUUUCCUCAUUUCGUGGUACAUCCUCCAGCAAUUCACCCAAACGCAGUCAACAGCCGGCGUUAGCUAAUUUGGAAUUUCCACCACCGCCAUUGGAUUUGCCACCACCACCAGAAGAGUUCGAGACACCACCGCCGCCACCACCACCCGCACCAGCAGCCGAGGUGUUGGAAGAACUACAAUCGGCAAGUAUAACCUCAACACAAUACCCUUUACCGAAUAGCAGUAGUAAUGAUGUCUCGAACACUGCACCCAGUGUUGAGGAAGCAAGCACACGAUUCGGUGUGUCCUUGCGUAAACGUGAGCCAUCGACAGACUCAUGCAGUUCGCUGGGGUCGCCACCGGAGGUUUCAAAUGCCAAUACAAAUGCCGGUGGUAAUGUUCAGGAGUUCAAUAUGAAGGAGAAAUUGAUGGCGGAAAUCAAGGACCGUUCCAAAGAGAAUUCCGCCAACAAUGCAAAUUUACAAAACGGCAGCACCAUACCAGCAGGCAGUGGCGUGGACCCCGUGUCUCUGCUGUUCACAGAGUUGGCCGAAAUGAAUUUGACAAAGCAAAAGACCACACCACCGCAACCACCAAAAGCUCAAAGUGGUGGCAGUAACGGUGAUUCAGGCGGUUCGCAAACACAAUCUCAAGAGAAUGGCAAUACAAACUCUUUUAAGGCACAACUAAAGAAAGUUGAACCAAAAAAAUUACCAACACCCACACAAAAGACCGAAAAUCAAACGACGAUCAUUGACUUUAAGGCGCAUUUGCGAAAAGUUGAAAAAGACCCGAAAGAUAAAAAAGACGCAGCCACAGAUGAGGCGCAUAAAAAUGUACUACAAAAGGCACAAACUGUGAUCUCUACGGGCACGCUGGGCCGCAAGGGGGACAAGAAAUUCACCACACCGAUGACAAUGGCGCCAACGAUGGGCACGUUAACAACACAACAAAAGACUGAAAAUGCAAAACAUGACAUGACCAAUAGCAAUAAUGGCAAUACCAUUAACCCUGCCAAUACCAACACUAACUCAACUACAAAUACCAAUGGUAAUACUCAACAUAACGCAAAUGCAAAUUCCAAUUUAAAUUGCAACAACACGCCAAACACCACAGAGCCGGUAGAUGCGCCAGUGAUCACAAACGAUGGCGAUGCUGGCAAACGUCGUAGCACAGGUAGUAUACAUAGUUUGAAGAAAUUAUGGGAGCAACCGGGCAGUGGUGCCGAUUAUGCAAGCACCCAAUCACAGGCGAACUGCUCAACAAAUAGUAGCAGCACCGGCACGAAUUCCAACACAACCAACAGCACUAGCACCUCGAGCACCAAUCAACUUUCGCCAAAAUUCAGUUUGAAGCCAAUCUCGAAUGCUGCAACCACGCCCACAACCAAUUCAAAUCGUUUUCCACCACUUAGCACCCAAAUCUCACCACGUACCAAUGCCAUGAAUGCCACCAAUUCCAUGGCCAAUAAGCCGCCACCAGCUGCACCACCACCACCGCCCCCUACUACCAACAACAGCACAAAUAAUCAAACUCAGAAUCACAAUCAAAAUUCCAUUUUCAACAAUUCCCAUUGCACGAAACCCCAACUAACAACCUCUCUCUCAACUCAACUAUUCACAGAUGGUAAUCAUCAGUAUGGUGAACAAGGUACUUCAAACACCAAUAAUUCCACCGCUAACACAUCAACCGGAAAUAACACAACGACUAACAACGAAAUCGCUGCAAUGAGCCAAUCACUUUUUGUAGAGCACAGCAGUGCUGCAAACACCGGCGGCAACCUAAUGCAGCCAAACAAUAAACUCACCACAUCGACUAUCACUACAAAUGCGGCUGCCACUGCUGCGAAUAACACAACAAACAACAAACCCGCCGUACCACUGAAGCCCACCAAAUUGACCAUCUACGCCACACCCAUCUCACAGAAGAUCGCCGCCAGCGCAUUGGAUAGCACCACAAACACACCACUCGGCAGCGCACUACAAAGUUCAACACAAAUCACACGCGAAAGCAUACUAGAGCUCGUCGGGCUGCUCGAGACAUCACUGCAUCAGCACCCCGUCAACUCGAUCUCUGCCUCACAGUGGCUACAACUAAGCGACAAGCUCAACAUACUGCAAAAUAAUUGUGUAGUCUUCGCCGACAACGAAACAAUGCCGCCACAUUCGAAAUUCCAUUUUCGCGAAUUGGUGACACGAGUCGAAACGCAAUCGCAGAGUCUGCGCACUGCCGGCAGUAAAAAUGUACAAGACAACGAGCGUCUGGUCAGCGAGGUGGGUCAAUCGUUGAAGCAGCUAACAAACGCCUUACAUAGGUAAAUAUUAUUAAAGCGGGAAACACGGUCGGGGGUGAACAGCGCUUACAGUUGCACUGUUGGCGACGGGGAAACGCAGGAGUUGCCACCACCAUGGCGCAGUUGGCUGGACGCCGAGGGAAAUUUCAUUAAACGCAAAUGAAAGUAAUAGCCGCAACAAUUGUGGGUUGCGCGUGGUAGUCUGUCGUGUGAAGAAUGUUCAGAAAUUCAAGGCUUUAGUUUCCUGCUUGAGUGAAUGUGUUAUAGGCAUAUCAUGUGUGUGACGAAACUGUGGAAUUUGAAUAUGCGUGUUAAAUUCAUAGAUUUGUUGUUAUAGAACAAAGGACGAUUCUGAUCAUGCCACAAACAAAAAGAAAAAUGAUAUUUUCAUUUAAUUUUAAAGUGUUGAUCAACUUAACCUAAAACACACACCACAGAUACAUACAUAAGCGAAGAAGUAUAUUUUUAUGCAGCAGUACUAGACAUUCAUUAUUAACCAAAACAAUUAUGACUACUUAACUUCGGACGAAGUACAGGGUUCUAAAUCCUAACAUAUUUAUGCGUAUAAUUAAUUUAAUUUUGUCAUACAAAAUACCGUUGUAAACUGCUUACAGCUUACUGUUCAUGCGUAAACCCUGUAUAUAUUAAAGUGAAAAUACAAAAUCUAGUCAUACAUGAAGAAUCCAAUUUAAAUUGCUGUUAGUUGUAGGCUUACCCUAAAAUGAAAUCAAGACAUUUUAAACUACUUGUACUAGUUACUAGCAAUAUAACCGUUAUGGAAGCAAGCAAGCAUUGCAAGUAUGGCAAAUUGAUAAGACUUGCAUGAAGUACUCAUUUAUUAAGACUUAUUUGGUAGGUAUUCCUCUAACAACAUGAUUAUUAUAUUUUAAUUCCAUAUAUUAUAUAUUACAUAUAUAUUUAAUAAAAAACUGUUUCCAUAUUUUAGAAAUUUACAUGUAUAUUUUAGGUAUUUAUAACUAGCACUGUAUAAAGUUAUUGAAAGCGAUUGCAAUUAUGUAAAAAUAUAUGCAGACUUUUGUGUCAUUUUUAGCACUAUAACAGUGUUUUUAACUGCUCCUACAAAAAUAUGGUUGCCAGAAAAGCAUAUGGCAAAAAAGAAAAUUGGAAAAUUGUAUAAGGGCCUUUGCAUAACAAUUUAAUCACAUUCAAGUGCCAAAUUUAAUUUAAAAGCAAGCUAAAAACAUGCUUUAGUAUUGAUGAUGGCAUAUAUUGAUGCUGUGAAUUUUUCGAUUGUUAUAUCAACUUCAUUGGAUGAUUGCAAAUGCAUGCCUUUCGUCAUAAAAAUUGCUCAGACAUAUUAUGUUGCCACAUUUUCAAGUUAUCACGAAAACGUUUAGUAGCUUUUCGACUUUCGCUCUAAUACUUCCAGAAUUUUCGUUAAUUAAAAUAUAAACUUUCGUUGCUCUGUGAUACAUUUAAGCAUUUUGGCGCAAUAUCCAACUAAUAUUCUAAUGUUUGGAUUAACCAAUUUUUUUUAUUUUUAUUUUUUUAAAGGAAGUGUUUUAGAAUUUUUACUACUUUUUUCUAUAAUGAAAGAUUUUACAUUGCAGUUCAAUGAUGUUUAGUAAAUUAUUGGAGAACAAGCUAUUUUGAAGCAUUUUUAGCAUAUUCUUGUACAUUUUAGUUGUCUAGCACUUAUGCUCUGCUCUUUUACUGAGAAAUUUAUUAGAGACAUACAAACUUUUUAAUUAAAAAAUAAAACUGAAAACUUCUAUUGAGAGCAAUAAUUUAAUUAAAAUUGUAAAAUACUAAAAAAAAAAACAAAAAUCGGUCAAAUGUUGUUCUUAGUUUUCAACCUUACAAUAGUAAUUAUUUUCAAGUCAAUAGAUGAUAUUUUUAAAAAUGAAUAUUUUUUUAGCUAAUACCAUAAAUUAUUAAUAAAUACAAAUUUAAUAUUUAAGCCUCUUACAAAUUUCCAAAACUAUAUCACCACUUUUAUAUUCCUCUGACUAUUUAAAGUAAUUCUAGUUCAAAGAGAAAGCGGCUUAAAAAUGUUUUUUUUUUGCUCUAACAAAAUUUUUACUCUUUAAAAAAUAUUUACUCUCGGUAAUUUAUUUUAAAUAAAAUUGUAUCAUUGUCUGCUAACCAAACACGCCAAAAUUUUUAGUUAUCCCUUAGAAGUUGCUAAGGUUCUAUAAUAAACCGACAAGGCAUUUUAAUUAAGUUUGGCAUAAUUGUUUUGCCACUCUUUUAUCCGCAAAAAACGAUAUACAUUAUAUAAAAAUAUGAGGCCUAGAAACCUCGUACGAAGUUGAAACAAAUUUCCUGUUAUAAAUAUAUUACGAAGUUUGUCGCGAACUGCCGAUUUCUAUAAAGCAAUUCUUGUUGUUGUUAAGCUCGUUUUUGCAGCAGACGGGAUAUGUAUUCACGACCCACGGUUAAAUCAUGAUCGGCAUUUAAAAAGACAACUGGAGAACAUACUUUGCUUUAAAGAAUUGUUACAAGGCAUAAUAAAAUCUAGCCUUAUUGUUUCUCAUAAAGGUGAUAAGUUGAUGUCUUGUAAAAAUAUUAUUUUUUAUUUUAUUUCACUUACGCCAAUUAUUUCAAAUAAAUUUUUGCUAUUUUUUAGACAUUUUCUGCGAGCAAAUUGAUAAAAAAUUAAAAAGAAAAACCCAAAGAUAUUUAUAAAUAGUUCUAUAUAAGCGCAUUAUGCAUAUGUGUGCGUACCGUAUUUAAAACAUUAAGCUUGAGACGAAUAUAGUCAGUUGUAGCACGGAGUCAAGUACGCUUAGUUGAAGUUUCACAUUUGUUAGAUUAUACUCUCUUACUGUAGGGAAGCAUACGAUGACAAUGUAGAAUUAGAGAAUGAACGUCUUUAAAUAUAGAAAACUACUGAAAUGUUCAGCUAUAAAUACGCUGCGUUUAUAUUCAUUACCUUGCGCGCCAUUCUCGGUUUUACAUAAAUAUAUUUUUCUACAUUUAUAAAAGAAUAAACGAAAUGGAGAAAAUCAA